This is a messenger RNA of Symbiodinium necroappetens, 1266 nucleotides long. The record is from the annotation of a GenBank genome assembly. Lineage: Eukaryota; Dinophyceae; Suessiales; Symbiodiniaceae.
AUGGAAGGCUCAUCGGCCGAGGAUGCGCAGACGGCGGAGCCAGCUGCAGCGCGUGAGACAACUGUCGGUCGCGAAGUGGACCAGGAAUCCGAAGGCCGUCGUCAUCUUCAUGAAGUGCGUAUUCAAGAAGCGGUUCUGGAACCAGACAAUGCUGAGAGGUCAGGAGAAACGAUAGAGGGGCACGGAAGCCAGGGAAGCCACGCUGGGUCUCUUCCUCCUCUGGAGGGAGUGGAUCCAGCCUCUGGCGGGCAGCCUCCUCAGACGUUGGCUCCUGACAGCCUUGUGAGUGAAGAGACAGCUGGUCGGGGCAGAUCUGCAUCGACAGAAAGGCACCUUGAAGAUGUUGGCCAGGUGCAGAGAUCUUUGAACUUCAUGACGGGAUUGUUGACCUCACUGACGGUGCGGAUGAACAGGGUGGAACAGUGGCAGUCUGCCACGGGUUCCACAGCUGGCGGCGCUGCAAGCACGGCGAUGACUCCGGUGACACCGAGCGCUGGUGCCUUGGGAUGGGCGGACGUGGAUCGCCUCAACCAGCAGCUGGCGGAGCUGCGUGUGGGAACGGAAGCCGAGAGUGGUCCGGGAGUCGUGAUGAACCGGCCACUCGCUAGCACUACGAAGAUUUUUCAGGGCACCUUCAGCAGUGACAGCAGCGAGACAGCGAUGAAGCGCGCGGCUGAGGGACAGCGAGGUGUCCCAGGAGCUUUGAUGGGUCCUUUGGCUUUGGCGGAUCACCCGUUCACGCUGGAAGGGGACCCUAUGCAAGUCGACCAAGCGGGUGAUUCCUCUUCAAUGGGUUUGGCAAUGGAACAGACGGUGGAGUCUGUGAUGAAGGCACAGGCCUUGGCGGAUGAAGUUCGAAUGCGACACGACUAUGGAUGCAGCGGCGAUGCAGAGGCCCAGAACCGCGGCGGAACCUCAGAACACCUUGUCGAGCUUGGGGCCUACGGGAACUUUGUAUGUGGCCGGGAUCCGGGUGUGCAGGUAGGUGGUUUUGGUGGGGAGUUUGGACGCUACGUGGGGCCAGAGUAUGCUGAGUAUGCUCAGGGCUCUCCGAUAACAGUGGCAGAGCUGGCGGCGCCGAUGUCGGAGCUGAUCCUUUGGCAGCUGGGAAGACACAUCCACGACAUGAGGCGUGUGCCAGAGCAGGCGGCGGCGGCGGACUCGUCCGAUGAAGAGCAGUCCCAGCCUGGGGAGUCGGAUGAGGAUGUGGACGAGAGGAGGGAAAUCGCCUUCCAGAAUGCACUUGACGGCUGCGAGGGCCUGUAG